Messenger RNA from Closterium sp. NIES-67, 1245 nucleotides. NCBI's taxonomy places the organism in Eukaryota, Viridiplantae, Streptophyta, Zygnematophyceae, Desmidiales, Closteriaceae. The record is from the annotation of a GenBank genome assembly.
AUCUUGGCACGAGUUUAUCCUCAGACUUCUGGUUCGAUCUCCACCUGCUUUGUCCCGCUUCUGUUUACAGCUCCACCCUUCUCAAGACAAGUUCUGGCUCGAAGCUGCAUACUGAACUGCUGUUUAGCUCCUCCAAUCUCUCAUUCUUCGAUACGACCGUCGUCACGACGAACACUAACGCGGCUGUACCAUGGCCACCGUAGGAAGCCAGAAAGUAGAACUCCCUUCCGACGCAAUAAAAGAUAAUCCCCCAGACGCCAGUCGCACUCAGUGCGAUGCUUCUCACAGAGGUUCUUUUCUGGCGAUUCCGCGCUCGCGCAGUCGCGUGGAGGACGUGGAGGUGCACGCGCUCGAGUGUCGCUUGGAGCUGCUUAACGCGCAGCGCGCGCUCAGCGCCGUGCGAUGCCAACAGUUCAUCCAAACCCUGCGCCAAUCGUGCGAGCACGCUACCAACUCGCCACCACCAUCGACCGAUAUUUCCGCUUUCAGGUUGAACGCAGCAACCGCGGAGAAGCGAUGCAGCGUCGAGCGCCCCGUCCCGCGCGCCAAUCCGUUCAACGCGUCGAGCGGCGCCCCCGCGCGCUUGGCGACGGAGAGCAACUCGGAGAGCACGAGCUUGUCGUCAGACGAGAGCGACUUCGACGACGAGUUCGAGCACGCCAACAGACGCGCCCUGGCGUCGCUAUCGUCGUCGCGAAGCCCACACUCGGGCGCCACGUCCUCUUCCUCCGUCGCCACCCCCGGUAGACACCAUAGUAGCGUGCGAUUCGCGCUCACUAAGCCGCUGUGCGAAUCUUUAGAUUAUCGCCGUGGCGACAGCGGGCAUCGCAUGGCAACCCCGUCUGCGCGAAGCCGGUCAGCUCGAUGGAUGGAAAGCUCAGCGACGUUAUCGGAGAAUCGUCCCAAUGGUGAUUUCGGGUUUGAAGCUGCCUCACCCAGUGCUGCUGUUGGGCGCUGCCAAUCCGCGCGAUGGGCAGAAGACCUUCGAUUCUACGACGACCCCGUGCCUCGUCGCCGCUGGACUUCACCAGCAGCUUCCCCGUGUGAUUCAUUUCGCACACAUCGUGCGCUUCGCCCAUGUAACACGUCGCCAAGCCCGCAACUGGAGAAAUUCAAUGCACCUCGACCUCGCAACACAAGCAAAAGGCGUACAAGCCUAGAUUACCCCCAUGAAAGCACCAACAUUUUCUCUUAAUUUUUGCUUUUUGUAGCGUGCGUUGGUCUAUUACUAUUCUUUGUAUUACA